Guillardia theta CCMP2712 is the source of this 711-nucleotide messenger RNA. RefSeq lists its product as hypothetical. NCBI's taxonomy places the organism in Eukaryota, Cryptophyceae, Pyrenomonadales, Geminigeraceae. The coding region runs from base 1 to 711 and encodes 236 amino acids. The record is from RefSeq and is a predicted model, not a curated record. The transcript has a single exon.
AUGGAAGGCCCCGAGGAGGAAGAGGGAGGCAGGAAAGGAAGGAACAAGGGCUCAGAGGAAGGAGAGGGAGCGAGAGCUGACGAUAGACAAGGAGAGGGGACUAAAAGACAGAGAAAACAAAAAAAGGUAGUGUGCGAGCACGGGCGGCGGCGAUCCCGAUGCAAGGCAUGCGGGGGAGGGAGCAUAUGUGAGCACGGGCGGAUCCGAUCCCACUGCAAGGCAUGCGGGGGAGGGAGCAUAUGCGAGCACGGGCGGCGGCGAUCAGAAUGCAAGGCAUGCGGGGGAGGGAGCAUAUGCGAGCACGGGCGGAUCCGAUCAGAAUGCAAGGCAUGCGGGGGAGGGAGCAUAUGCGAGCACGGGCGGAGGCGAUCCCACUGCAAGGCAUGCGGGGGAGGGAGCAUAUGCGAGCACGGGCGGAUCCGAUCCCACUGCAAGGCAUGCGGGGGAGGGAGCAUAUGCGAGCACGGGCGGAUCCGAUCCCACUGCAAGGCAUGCGGGGGAGGGAGCAUAUGCGAGCACUGGCGACGGCGAUCAGAAUGCAAGGCAUGCGGGGGAGGGAGCAUAUGCGAGCACGGGCGGAUCCGAUCAGAAUGCAAGGCAUGCGGGGGAGGGAGCAUAUGCGAGCACGGGCGGAGGCGAUCCCACUGCAAGGCAUGCGGGGGAGGGAGCAUAUGCGAGCACGGGCGGAGGCGAUCCCACUGCAAGGCAUGA